Messenger RNA from Phymastichus coffea, 1103 nucleotides. RefSeq names its product transmembrane protein 11 homolog, mitochondrial (gene Pmi). The transcript is spliced from 3 exons. Gene Ontology annotation, cellular component: mitochondrial inner membrane. The record is from RefSeq and is a predicted model, not a curated record. The coding region runs from base 213 to 740 and encodes 175 amino acids. Gene Ontology annotation, biological process: inner mitochondrial membrane organization. Lineage: Eukaryota; Metazoa; Arthropoda; Insecta; Hymenoptera; Eulophidae.
AUAUAUGUUCUAUGAUCUACGAUUCUAUAAAAAAUAUUUCGUAAAUAGUUCUGAAAACAGCAUUGUUAAAUCUUUUUAGCUAUUUCAUCCUAUACAAUAUUUGUAAAUUAUUAGUUACCAAAUUCAUUGCUGUAUAUUUUAUCUGGCAGCAAAUUUUUGUGAGCUUUCCGUCACGACAUUGUUGCUCAUAUUUUUUACGAUCAGUCAGAAAAAUGGUAAAUGAAACUAAUGACAGUGAAGACUCUAAAAAAGUUGCAAUAAUAAGAGAAGUAUAUGAUGGAGAAAAUGCUCAAGAAAAUUUUGAAUAUGAAUUGGAGAGAGCUUUAGAAUCUGAAUGUCAAUUAAUUGUUAUAGAACCAUCAAAAUUAGGAGAUGAAACAUCACGAUGGAUUUCAGUUGGUAAUUGUUUACACAAAACCGCUGCACUUUCAGGUGUGACUGCAAUUGUGACAGGCCUACUGUGGAGUGACCGGCCAUUUAUAUGUAGUCCUUUUGGAGUAACAGCACUAAUCUGUUGUGGUUUAUACACAGUUUCUUGGCAAUUUGAUCCAUGCUGCCAAUAUCAAGUAGAAACUGAUACCAGCAAGCUACCCCAUGUUGAAGUACUUGCAGUUCUAGGUCCAUCUUCACCUACAUUUCUAGUUAGAAAAGAUGAUACUAGAAGAAGGAUUUUACAUACUAGUAUAUCUGUUUUAGCUAUGGGCAUUAGUGCAUGGAGGUUAUAUAGAGCUUUUAAAUGAACAUUUUACCAAACAGAACUAUCAAUAAUUCAUUAUUUUAUAGCAAAUUGAUUAUUAUGAUAAUCAAGGUGAAAAACUCUAUGUGAUUUUAAAUUAUAUAUUCCACAAUGGUCUGUCAGGAACCAUAAAGGAAUAAUCUAUGACAUCGUAGAUAAAAGUUCUAGCAAUUGUUUGCAACAUUUAUAUAUGUAUAUUGAAUAUAUUUUGCUAUUAUAAUCUAGGUCUUAUUUUUUUAUCAUAAAAACAAGUAUUUUUUCCUUAUUAUUUGUGAUACUUACAAUAUAUAUGAACACAAUUUCAUGUUGUCAAAUUAAAAUAAACAUACACGAGACAUUAGUGAUUUUUCUCUCUAUACUUUGCUUC